AUGGUGAAAUGCUACCAGCCCAACGCGUCAGGAAAAGCACAAGGGACUGACGCCUCCUCUGAUGUUACGUGGAUAAAGGCUUGCCAUGGGUGUACAUCUCUAACCAAAUGUGAUUGCAGUGGAGUUAAAGGAGAAAAGGGUGAAAGGGGAUUCCCAGGCUUGGAAGGACAGCCAGGUCUGCCUGGGUUCCCAGGCCCAGAAGGGCCUCCUGGUCCCAGAGGUGCAAAGGGUGAUGAUGGACUUCCAGGACCUAUUGGCCCCAAAGGAGUCAGAGGACCACCAGGGCUUCCAGGAUUUCCAGGAACACCAGGACUUCCUGGUUUACCAGGACAAGAUGGGCCACCAGGACCUCAGGGGAUCCCAGGCUGCAAUGGAACAAAGGGAGAACGUGGGUUCCCAGGCAGUCCAGGUUUUCCAGGUUUACAAGGGCCUCCUGGACCCCCUGGUCUGCCAGGUAUGAAGGGCGAAGCAGGUGAAAUAAUUACAUCCUUGCUGCCAGGACAUAAGGGUGACCAAGGAUUUCCAGGUCUUCCAGGGAUACCUGGUCCACCUGGUCCCAUAGGAAUACCAGGUCCAGUUGGUCCUCCAGGGCCUCCAGGUUUGACAGGACCUCCUGGUCCACCAGGGCUACCAGGACCUAAGGGUAAUAUGGGCUUGAAUUUCCAAGGACCUAAAGGUGAAAAAGGUGAACAAGGUCUUCAAGGACCUCCAGGGCCACCAGGACAAAUUGGAGAACAGAAGAGACCAAAUGACAUUGAGUUUCAGAAAGGAGAUCAGGGUAUUCCAGGUGAUCCAGGCCCACCAGGACUUCCGGGGCCACAAGGCCCUCCUGGUCUUCCCGGUGGCAUAAAGGGUGAAAAAGGUGAGCAAGGAGAACCAGGCAAAAGAGGAAAGCCGGGCAAAGAUGGAGAACCUGGUCAGCCUGGUAGGGAUGGUUUACCUGGUGGACCUGGAGUAAAUGGUGUUCCAGGAAGAGAUGGUGAAAAGGGUGAAAAAGGUGACAUUGGUCUUCCCGGUCCUCCUGGAAGUGUCAUUACAAGACCAGGCAUUGAUGCAGCAGUGGGACCAAAAGGUAGCAAAGGAUUGCCAGGACUCCCAGGAGCCAAAGGGGAACGUGGAUUCUCUGGUAGGCCAGGCCCACCUGGCUUGCCAGGUUCUCCAGGGAUCACUACUGUUGGACCUCCUGGCCCACCUGGCUUACCUGGUGAGAGAGGGCAGAAGGGAGAUCCAGGUUUACCUGGUGUUUCCAUUCCUGGACAACCAGGACUUGAUGGACCACGGGGACCUCCAGGACCUCCAGGUCCUCCAGGACCACCUGCACCGUCUGUUCCUCCUGGUGACGGGUUAUGUGAGCGGGGUCCACCAGGUCCUCCAGGAAUUCCAGGGCAACAAGGCUUUGCUGGAGAGAGAGGCCAAAAAGGUGACCAAGGAGACACAUGCUUCAAUUGUAUAGGAACUGGAAUAUCUGGGCCUCCUGGUGAGAGAGGACCACCAGGACCUCCAGGUAGUCCAGGUUCUCCUGGUUUUCCUGGGCCGAAAGGUGAAAAGGGGCUUCCAGGCUUAACUGGCCUUGUAGGGCCACCAGGAUUCCCAGGGCCACCAGGUGCUCCUGGGAGACCUGGUCCUAAAGGAGACCCCGGGGAUGUCUUGGCUUCACCAAGAAUGAAAGGUGACAAAGGAGAUCCUGGCUUCCCUGGACCUCCAGGUCUUCCUGGAAUAGAUGGCACUCCUGGACGAGAUGGAUUGCCGGGUCUACCUGGCCCUAAAGGGGAACCUGGCAGUGUUGCAUUCAAAGGAGAAAUGGGAAUUCCAGGUGACCCAGGAGUACCAGGUCUUCCUGGAGACAAAGGGCUUCCUGGACCUCCUGGUUUCGGUCCACAAGGUUCACCUGGUGAAAAGGGCAUUCAAGGGGUAUCAGGUCGUCCAGGGCCUCCUGGAGUUCCUGGUCCGAAAGGUGACCCUGGUCAGACUAUUACAGAACCAGGAGUUCCUGGUCCCCCUGGUCCUCCAGGAAGAAAUGGUGACCCAGGUCUUCCAGGGGAUCCUGGCCAGCCAGGUCAGCGUGGCUUAUCAGGCAUCCCAGGUGCAAAGGGAGAGCCAGGUAUUCCUGGCAUUGGACUUCCAGGUCCACCAGGCCCAAAAGGUUUCCCAGGGACUCCAGGCCCACCUGGAGCUCCAGGAACUCCAGGUCGCCCUGGCCUAGAUGGACCUCCAGGACCACCUGGUUUCCCAGGCCAGAAGGGGGAUCGUGGAUUUGGAGUUCCAGGACCACCUGGACCCCCAGGACCACCAGGCAUAAAAGGAGUUCAAGGACCUAAAGGUGAUCCUGGCUUUCCAGGAAGUCCUGGACUUCCAGGACGAGCGGGUUUUGAUGGAACUCCAGGACCAAAAGGUGACCCUGGACCAAGUGGACCACCAGGACUUCCAGGCCCACCAGGCAUCCCUGGCAUUGGAGGCCAAGGGCCACCUGGACCUCCAGGACCACCAGGUCCUGUUGGUCCACCAGGUAAAAUGCAUAUGAAUUGUACUGGCCAAAAUUUGAUUUUGUGUGAUAGUCAUAUUCUGCAAAAUGCCAGCUUUGACAAAUGCAGAAUUACCAGUGGAGCUGAUGGUGAUCUUGGUUUGCCUGGAUAUCCAGGUAGUCCAGGCAGUAAAGGUGUAGCUGGAAAUCCUGGUUUGCCUGGAUUGCCUGGCAGUCCAGGUGCAAAAGGAGAGCCAGGCCUUCCUGGAUUCCCAGGAACACCAGGAAUUCCUGGACCAAAAGGUAUCGAAGGGCCUCCAGGUAAUCCUGGUCUGCCUGGACCACCUGGGCCAGUAGGUGAUACUGGUCGCCCUGGCCCUCCUGGUCCUCCUGGGGAGAAGGGACAGCCUGGUCGAGAUGGCAUCCCUGGACCAGCUGGUCAGAAGGGCGAACCAGGUCUGCCAGGUUUUGGGCGCCCAGGACCUCCGGGACUUCCAGGAUUAUCAGGGCAAAAAGGUGAACUGGGGUUACCUGGCCCACCAGGACCGCCUGGACUUCCAGGUCUGAAGGGAGAACCAGGUUUCCAAGGAUUCCCUGGCCUACAGGGUCCACCAGGUCCACCAGGAUUACCAGGGCCACCUCUAGAAGGUCCUAAAGGUAGCCCUGGCCCACCAGGUGUUCCAGGAAGACCAGGUCCCUCAGGUCCUCCAGGUUCACCGGGCCCAGAAGGUCCACGAGGGCCACCAGGCAGUGGGGGACUCAAAGGGGAAAAAGGGAAUCCAGGACAGCCUGGCCAGCCUGGCCUGACUGGUCAAAAGGGAGACCAAGGACCACCUGGACGCCAGGGAGAUCCUGGUCGUCCUGGUCUCAAUGGAAUGAAGGGUGACCCCGGGGUUCCAGGCGUUCCGGGAUUCCCAGGUAUGAAGGGUCCCACUGGACCUGCAGGACCUGCUGGCCUCAUGGGCAGUCAAGGGCUGCCAGGCCCACCAGGUCCACCAGGUUUACCAGGUACCAUUGGACGAAGCAUUGUUGUCAAAGGUGACCCUGGUCCUCCAGGGCCUCCAGGAUUGCCUGGGUCAAAAGGGCCACCUGGACUGGCAGGGCCACAGGGAUUGCCAGGUCCAGUUGGUGUUCCUGGUGAUCCAGGGCGAGAUGGACUCCCUGGUUUUGAUGGCCCAGCAGGACGUAAAGGAGAGAGAGGUCUUCCAGGCCAACCAGGUUCACGAGGAAUACAGGGACCCCCUGGUCCUGAUGGCUUACAAGGCCCACCUGGGCCUCCUGGAACAGCUUCUGUUGCUCAUGGAUUCCUUAUAACUCGUCACAGCCAGACUAGGGAUACACCACUAUGUCCACAAGGAACUUCAAGAAUAUAUGAUGGAUUCUCACUUUUGUAUGUGCAAGGAAAUGAGAGAGCACAUGGCCAGGACUUGGGUACUGCUGGGAGCUGUCUUAGACGUUUUAGCACCAUGCCUUUCAUGUUCUGCAACAUCAACAACGUUUGUAAUUUUGCAUCAAGGAACGACUAUUCCUACUGGCUGUCAACUCCAGAGCCAAUGCCGAUGAGCAUGGAGCCACUGACUGGGCAGAACAUUCAGCCAUUCAUUAGCAGAUGUGUUGUGUGUGAAGCUCCUGCUAUGGUGAUAGCUGUCCACAGUCAGACCAUUCAGAUUCCUUCGUGUCCUCCAGGCUGGGACUCCCUAUGGAUCGGUUACUCUUUCAUGAUGCACACCAGUGCUGGAGCAGAGGGCUCUGGGCAGGCCUUGGCAUCACCUGGAUCCUGUUUAGAAGAAUUCCGCUCAGCUCCAUUUAUUGAGUGUCAUGGUCGUGGCACUUGUAACUACUAUGCCAAUUCAUAUAGUUUCUGGCUGGCAACUGUAGAGGUGUCAGAAAUGUUCAGUAAACCUCAGUCAGAGACACUGAAAGCUGGAGACUUGAGGACGCGUAUUAGUCGCUGCCAAGUUUGCAUGAAGAAGACGUAACGUCUUGAAGGAUGUUUUAAAACAGUUGAAAAUUCCUGAGAUGCACUGUCCUCCAGCUGUAACAAUGGUGCUACUGUGCAGAAAGAAAAUAAAAAACAAAUCCAAACUGUUUUAACCAUGCAAAUUCAAGUGUACCUCACUCGUGCCAAGCUAAGGGUUGUUUGGUACAUAUUUGACAACAGGACUAAGAUGAAAUGGAAGAAUUGACCUCCUGGAAAUGGUAAAGACACCUGUGGUUCACAAAGGAUCCGAAGAUGAAAUUUUCAUUUCUCUCCCUGUACCAAAAUGGCACCUUCUUGAUCAGUCAAGAGAAUAAAGAAAAACACAACGCACUGACUAUGUUGAAAGUAACAAGACUGCAGUUUUGAAAAACAUUUUUCAUGGUGCUACUAACCCUACUGUAUCCCAGGUUUUUAAUAUGAAAUUUUAAGCUUAUUUCUCUGUAAGUAAUGAAAUGUGUAUAUUGUGUAAACACAUUUUUAGCUGAAACUUUCAGUCAUAUAGAAACAAAUCAGACUCAGAUAUAAAAAUGCUUAUGUCUAAAAUUAAAAUAUACAGCAGUAUUUUAUUACAAAAAUUGCGGUACAGAGAGAAUUUACAACUCUUACACCAAUUUAUUCAUUUGACAUUUCAUUUCCUUAUUUGCCAACCUGUCAUAUAUGGGGAAAUGCACAAUUAUUCUGAAGUCAUUUUGAUCAGGGUUUUAAAUGUUGAUACCGUAUACCAUGCUACCAGUGGUUUUAUUUGUGUUUAGAGAUCCCAAUCCACUUGAAAAGUUUGUUGGUUUAUUUUGUAUCUUGUGAAGAUAUGUGAAAUGAUCAGCCAUAUGCCUAUAUCCUUCUAUUCUGAAUAGAAGUCACAUUCACAUAUUAGUAGUAUUUGGUAUAGUUCAACAAAAGCUGCUCCUUGGGAAUAUCCAGUUAUCAAAGCAUUUAAGAUUAUGCUUACGUGAAACCUCUCUUUACUCUGAAGUGAAGUCAUACAUAUUAUCCAAAAUAGUGUACAUGCUAAGAAACACUAAAAUAAAGUGUAAACUGGUGGAAACUGAUCUUAUCCUAUUUACCAUUUAAUCUUUUUGAUCUUAUGUGAAUUUAUAAGCAUCCACAAUGUAUUUACAAUAUAUAGCAACUCCUGUGUAUGUACAGUUCACAUAAGGCCUUUGAAGAUGGUGCAUGCAGUUCCUUCUUUCUAUGUCAUUUUGUAAGAAUCCUACUGUGUAUGUCUUAGUGUGUCACUGUGCAAUAGCUGAAAAGUGAUCACUUUCUGUAUGCAAAACUGCCCAUGAUUGUUCUGCUUUUAUGGUCAGUGCUGCUUCACUUACACUAAUGUAUGCACAGAGCUCCCCGGCCAAA
Molecule: messenger RNA, 5792 nt
Organism: Meleagris gallopavo (turkey)
Lineage: Eukaryota; Metazoa; Chordata; Aves; Galliformes; Phasianidae
Source: RefSeq, a predicted model, not a curated record